Solanum lycopersicum (tomato) is the source of this 1072-nucleotide messenger RNA. RefSeq lists its product as uncharacterized. NCBI's taxonomy places the organism in Eukaryota, Viridiplantae, Streptophyta, Magnoliopsida, Solanales, Solanaceae. The record is from RefSeq and is a predicted model, not a curated record.
CUCAAGGUAAGAUAGGUCUGAGUCUCUCUGUAUUCUCGAGGUAAGGUAGGUCUGAGGCUGUGUAUGCACUACCCUCCCACACAGGUAGGAUUGUAUUGGUAUGUUGUUGCAGAAGUAAUGCGGAAUGAAUGAAUAUAUUGGCACUCUGAGUAUGAGCUCAAUAAAUAAGACUCACAUCCCAAUGUUUCGUUCAGGCUCAGGAAAUAUCAAUAGCUACAACUACGGCCCAAUGAAAGGACAAAUAUUUCUAAAAAUUGCCAAAAACAGAGUGAGUCACCAAUUAAAGCUACCGCCGCUCAUUGAUACCUUCUGAUUAUAAGCAUCCAAAAUUUGCCUAUUUCUUUGAACGGAAGAAAUCAGACCCUCCCACUUUCAGCUUCAAGACAAAUCUUUUCGUUCCACCAUGCAGUAAUCAGUAAAUUCUGCAUUCAAAAAUGCAAAAUUCGAAUCGUUGUGCUUUCAGGGCCAGCCAGCAUGGAAAAAUCCACUGCGUAUUCGCAUCACUUAGCUGAAAGUUCAUCAAGGAAUGUUUAUGCAGAAGAAGCUAAUUACAGAAAUAAGGAGUUUGUGCGUGCUGAACAAGUUAAACUACUUGAUAAGAGAUUGAGAAUUCUUGAAGAUGAAGCAGAGAUUCUCAAGGUAGUUUUCUUGGAAGGUGCGGAAGAAAGAAGAAAGUUAGUAAAUGAAGUUCAAAACGAAUUUCAGGCUGCCUUCGGAUACCCAAAGCAUCAACGACAUGGACUCCUGCAAAUUCUACACGAAGAAUCAAACCCAGCAAUUGUCAUCAGAAAACUGAGAGCUUCAGAUGCUACUGAAUGUGUAUCUGAAUUCUCAGGUCGAUGGUUCCGCCUGAAGAUUUGAUGGCCUGGAAGUUGCAGUUUCUCCUCACGUGUGGUGCUGAUUUCUUUUUAUUCAGAUACCAAACACGUGAAAAUAUUAUUUUCACUUCUUAGGUGGUGGUGAUAGUUGAAACUCAAGAUUUUUUGGUAUGAUUUGAUGCCAUAUUGAACUGUGUAACUGUCUGUCUAAAAAGUUUAACUAUUAGAGAUAUCAUACUUUAUCUACUUAAUUA